Molecule: messenger RNA, 1251 nt
Organism: Nymphalis io (European peacock)
Lineage: Eukaryota; Metazoa; Arthropoda; Insecta; Lepidoptera; Nymphalidae
Product: sex-determining region Y protein-like
Exons: 2
Coding region: 1-1251 (416 amino acids)
Source: RefSeq, a predicted model, not a curated record
AUGACUAUAUCAAAACCUGGGCAGUGCCAGAGUUCAUCGCAGAUGGGCCGUUCAAGUAUUACACAAGUGAGAAUUUUUAAUGAAGUAUCCUCACCAUUAUGUGUCCUGAUGUGCGUGUUGAGGUUGGUGAGCGAAGUGAAGCUCUUCCCGCAGCCCGGCGCCGGGCAGGCGCGCCGCACAACCGCGCGCGCGCGCGGCGUCGACCCGCCGUGCCGGCGUCCACAGUUUAAUCCGUAUCAUUUUAUUUCUCAAGUAGCAGGGCAGCACGGUGUUAUAGAACAACACACGCCUAAUGUCGUGGUAGAACAAACACCGGGAUUGCUACAUCCAAGUCAAGCGCCUCAACCUUCUGUUCAUUUACAUUCGAGUCAUGAAAUCUUGCAACAACCUGGCUUCCAUUUACAUCCUACUGAAGAAACUUUACAUCAACCAGGAUUUCAUGUACAUCCCACUCAAGAGACUCUUCCACAACCUGGCUACCAUCUUCAACCCGGGCAAGAAAUAUUACCACAACCUGGUUUCCACUUACACCCCACUCAGGAAACACUUCCACAACCUAAUUUCAACCUACAUCCUAACCAAGAAACAUUACCUCAGCCUGGGUUUCGUUUACAUCCUUCGCAAGUAUCAUCUCAAUCACCCAUACCCUUACAACCUACACAACCAUCUAUUCCAUUAGACCAUGAUGGUUGGUCACCAGUGCCAGCGCAGCCUCAAGAUUUGGGUGCAUCUCAUGAAGGACAUUAUCCACAGCACACCCAUCAUUUUACCCAAGAACAAGGCACGCAAGUUUACGAGCAUCAUACCGAUAAUAAUUACAAUGACUACCAACACCAACUACAACACCACAUUCAACAACAGAUAGAACAGGCACAAUAUGAGCAGAGCUUAAAUAAUCAACAUCAACUAUCACAAGAGUACGGCGUACCGCAGCAGCUGGGCCAAGAAUACGGCCAACCAAAUGAAUAUUCUCAACAAGAGCAAGAUUUUGCACAACACGCUCAGGAGUACCCACAGCAUGGGCAUGACUUUACACAGCAUCAACAAGAGUUUGCCCAAAAUGGACAAGAUUUUGCACAGCAUGCACAGGAUUUUGGACAUAAUAUACCAAACUUAGGGCAAGAAUAUGGCUUGCCGCACCAGGGCGCUGAAGGUAGAAACGCCGAUGAUAGUGAGCAACAGCAGUUUCAUAACCACAUACCUCUAGGUCUUCAACCGCCGAUCGACAGGCCACUAGACCAUUUCCAAUAG